AUGACCUAUAUCCAGUUUGAGGCUGGCAAAAUGCACGUGGACGCGCGCGAUGGGCUCGCGUGGGAUGAAAGUGGAUUUGACCUCACACCGGUUUGGACCCGAGAACCAAAGCUGGAAGCCAUCGAAAAUGUGUGUCGCAACAGUCUCUCAUUAGAUGAUAUGGAGACCUGCGAUGUCACUUUCUAUGCCGAAGGUUCCUUUAACAAGCUCUACCUAGCUCGUACCAGCAACCGCCUGUUCCUCAUGCGAGUGUCUCUGCCCGUCCACCCCCACAGCAAAACGCUGGGCGAAGUUACAACGCUACAAUUUCUCCGCCGCGCGACAAAUAUCCCUGUACCAGAAAUUUUUGCAUACGAUGAAUCAGCAAGCAAUGAAAUCGGAUAUGAAUGGAUUCUGAUGGAACUCAAGCCCGGUGUUCCCGCGUAUAAGAAAUGGCGGACCUUGACCACCUUCCAAAAGGCAGCACUUGUCCAACAAAUUGCUGAAUUUCAAGCUCAGAUGUGCCAACAUACGUUCUCCGGAAUUGGAACCCUCACUCCCGGCGAAGAAGCCGCUGCCCAGAAUGAAAAGCCAGGCGAGAUUGUUUCGACCUCAUUCUUCUCGGGCAACCGUUUCAACUUCGACAUACCCCGUGGGCCGUUCCGCUCAACCCACGAUUGGCUUGUAUCUUACCUCAAAUUCGUUAUCAAAAAUCACACUUUGGUGAAAGAAGAAGCCGAGGAUGAGGAAGACAAGGAGGACGCUGCCUUCGCUCUGUCGGUUGCCAACAGAUUGGUUGAAUUAUUGCCCAAAAUAUUCCCCGCUCUUCAGAACCCCCCGAACGAUCCGUACUUUGGCAUCAAGAUCUCAAUCUCAACAAUAUCCUGGUGGAUGAGAAAGGAAAAGUCACCGCUAUCAUUGAUUGGGAAUGUGUCUCGGCCAUGCCAUCUUGAAUGGCUACUGGAAUGCCAGAAUUUUUGA
Messenger RNA from Penicillium coprophilum, 960 nucleotides. RefSeq lists its product as uncharacterized. The record is from RefSeq and is a predicted model, not a curated record. The transcript has a single exon. Bases 1 to 960 code for a protein of 319 amino acids. NCBI's taxonomy places the organism in Eukaryota, Fungi, Ascomycota, Eurotiomycetes, Eurotiales, Aspergillaceae.